Molecule: messenger RNA, 1266 nt
Organism: Trypanosoma brucei brucei TREU927
Lineage: Eukaryota; Euglenozoa; Kinetoplastea; Trypanosomatida; Trypanosomatidae
Product: delta-6 fatty acid desaturase, putative
Exons: 1
Coding region: 1-1266 (421 amino acids)
Biological process (GO): lipid metabolic process
Cellular component (GO): membrane
Molecular function (GO): oxidoreductase activity, acting on paired donors, with oxidation of a pair of donors resulting in the reduction of molecular oxygen to two molecules of water
Source: RefSeq, a predicted model, not a curated record
AUGAGUUCGGUAAAGAGUAAAGGUUCAAGUUGUUCCACAGCUGAUGUUGUGCGCAUCGAUGGAAUAUAUUACGAUACGGCAAAACUUGCAGCAAUUCAUUGCGGUGGCCCAACGAUGGUAAAUAUGGCAAAUGGUACGGAUUGCACACGUGUAUUCCUCAGCUACCACCGUCGUCGGUUUCCCCACGAAAAAUACAAGUCGCUGCAGGUUUCACCUUCGGAUGUGUUGGAUGGUGCGGUCACCGAUGAACCCGACACUACAAACUUUGAUAAAUAUUUGGACUUGUGCUCACUGAUACGUCCCGUCAUUGCCCCGACUGGAGGCUUUGCACCAUGGCAUUAUUUCAUCAAGACGUUAUUUUGGUGCAGUCUUGUUUUCUUCUUGGAUAUUUAUGCCAUAUUUGCCUUUAGGUCCUUAUACCUCACUAUCAUCCAAUCAUUAGCCAUGGCAAUGGUGGGACUUAAUGUGCAGCAUGAUGCCAAUCACGGCGCUAUUAGCCGCUACCCGCUCAUUAACACAAUUUUUGGACUCACUCAAGACAUAUUGGGUGGAAGCCGCAUCAGUUGGAUCAUUCAUCAUGAUUUCAUUCAUCACGUGUACACAAACGAACCUCAUCAUGACUUGGAUCUGGAUAUUCCCUUAUUGAGACUUCAUCGCUUCGUUCCCAAGCGGCUGUGUUAUGCAUUUCAGCAUAUUUAUUUUCUUCUUCUAGAGGCCGUGUUUGGGCCUGUUCAUGUUAUAUCCAGCAUGAAAUUUGUUUGGCAGGGUCCCACUACGAAACAGCGGUUCCUGCAGCGAGAGUGGACAAUGAGCCGAAUUUUGACACUUAUUCCACCACUGCGUCUUGCCCUUAACAUUCUUCACGCGCCAACGCUCCUCCAUGCAUUAAUCUCGACAUUCCUGCAAUAUGCAAUUGGCGGAAUGUACCUCGCUUUCUUUUUCCUCAUUUCCCACAACUUCCAUGGAGUGAGGAAAGACGGAACUGAGGUGGGGGAGUGUUUUGUGAAGGCGCAAGUGGAAACAAGUAGUAGUGUUGGUGGUUGGUGGCUGGCACAGCUUAAUGGUGGGCUAAACUACCAAAUAGAACAUCAUUUAUUCCCCCGUGUGCACCAUAGUUAUUACCACUACCUUGCUCCUAUUGUGCGGGAUUACUGUACGAAACUCGGUAUUUCGUACACACGCUUCGAUACCGUGUUGGAUAACGUCGUGAGCACCUCUAAACACCUCGCCCAGUUCGGAAAAGGCAUAGAAGACAAACGGUUGUGA